CAUUGGGUGACUUCGACACAUGUACAUAACAAAAUUAUUUAACCAAUAUAAGUUAUGUUAAUUUUAUCAAAGAAUAGAUAUGCGGUUUGUUAUAAUUGGAAUACAACUUUUUACAUCUUUUUUACUCUUUCAAUGCCUUAUAAGUGAAUAUCGGAAAGAGGAUUUUCAGCUACCAUUGAAAUAUUUUGUGAACAAAAAUGGCUACCCUCUGGAAGAAUACUCCAUGGUCACAGACGAUGGGUACAUCCUAACCACGCAUAGAGUACCUCAUGGUAAAAACUCCACCAAAGCAAACCCAAGACCGAUUUUGAUCAACCAUGGUAUGGGAGGGGGUUCGGAGAAUUUUUUCGCAUUGGGCCCCAAAGAAUCCCUAGCCUAUCUUCUGGCAGAUAUUGGAUACGAUGUUUGGAUGAUGAACGCUAGAGGGAGCUUCUACUCCAGAAAACACGUAACUCUUGAUCCCGACAAAGAUGUGGACUUUUGGAAAUUCAGUUUUCAUGAAAUUGGAACCCUGGAUACAGCAGCAAACAUUGACUUUAUCUUGAAUAAAACAGGAAAAGAGGAUGUGUUUUAUAUAGGUCAUUCCCAAGGAUCGACAGCUUAUUUUGUUCUCACUGCAAUGCGUCCGGAAUACAACAAAAGAAUAAAGAUGCAUGUGAGUUUUGGACCACCUGUGUUUAUUCAUCUAAAUCCGAAUGACAUUCAACAUUUUUUAUCCCUGAAUGAGGGAGGCAUUAAGAGAAUUUUUGAGAUUAUGAAUCAUUAUGAAAUGACAUCACCUAAAGUUCAGUCCUGGGUGAAGAGGUACUGCGUUAUGCCACUUUUUGCAAAAGCUUGUGGGGUGUUUAUGAGCUUUGUGGCUGGAGGAACACCAAAUGGUACUUUCAGGGAGGAGAUGCUGCCAUGGUUUUUACGAACCUCACCAGUAGGAACUUCGCUCUAUGGAGUCGGCCAUUAUUUGCAAGAAGAUAGAUCAGGAUUGUUUAGGCAAUUUGAUUUUGGACCAAAGGAAAAUUUAAAAAGAUACAAUGCAACUCUUCCUCCAGAGUAUAAUCUAAAUUAUUCUACAGCUCCAGCAUAUUUAAUAUACUCUGAGAAUGAUUGGUUUGCAUCGAAAAGGUCUGUUGAUUACCUGACGAAAAAAUUACCAAAUGUUGUGGAUAAGUACAAGAUCCCGAAAAAAGUUUUUAACCAUUUAGAUUACCUUACUGCACCCGAUGUACGACAGCUAGUAUACGAACCAACCAUACAAUUUCUAAAAGAAUAUUUUAAUAUUACAUAGUUUUAAUGCCUACGUCAAAAAUAAAAAAUGUGCCAACGAACUGUAGGUAAUUAAUUAAAUUAAUUAAUUCACCCUGAAUUUUAUUAGAUGCUGUUUAAUGUCCUAAUAUAUAACAAUGAAAUACUAUAGCAUUAACGGCUGUUUGACAUUGAAAGUAAUUUAUGGUAAUACUAUUUUUUUCGUAAUAUUUUCAGUAGCGUAACAAAAGUGCGUAAUUCAAAUUCAAUAUUUAUAGCAACUAAUUAUCACUAACAGUCAG
This is a messenger RNA of Brassicogethes aeneus, 1541 nucleotides long. Lineage: Eukaryota; Metazoa; Arthropoda; Insecta; Coleoptera; Nitidulidae. The record is from the annotation of a GenBank genome assembly.